Cydia amplana is the source of this 867-nucleotide messenger RNA. RefSeq lists its product as uncharacterized. Lineage: Eukaryota; Metazoa; Arthropoda; Insecta; Lepidoptera; Tortricidae. The coding region runs from base 18 to 770 and encodes 250 amino acids. The transcript has 2 exons. The record is from RefSeq and is a predicted model, not a curated record.
UUCGUCGGCAGUCGGCCAUGUUUGGAAUACUGGCCAAUGAGGAGGCAGACGUCAACAUGGCGGAUGACAGCGUUGACAGUUACCGGCAUGAUGUAAACAUUGCGACUAAAGUUGACGAAUCGAAGACGAAAACUAAUAAGAAAAAGCCGAUGAAGUCAAUUAAUUUGUGCGGAGUGGAAAUACAGGCGUUAGUAGACUCUGGCAGUGGAUUCAAUUUGAUAAAUAAGGACUCGUUCGACGAACUUAAGGUGAAAAUGUGUGAUGAUGACUCUGUGUUUACCGGACUCGGUAUGAAGGAUAUAUUUCCUUACGGCAAGUUCUACGCUAAUAUGAUCAUCGACGAGACGUGCUAUGAUGACACAAUAUUUCAUGUUGUACCUAAUGAUUGUAUGCCGUAUAAAUGUAUUGUAGGUCGGGAAUUUCUUGACACUGUGACCAUGGUUAUGUGCAAAGGUUCCGUAAAGUUCUUGCCACUUGAGGAUGAGGGAUGGCUGGCGCGUCUGGAUUGUGUGUGUGAGGUAUUCACUGUUUCAGAUCACGUACGCGAUGGUACGGUAAGGGAAGAGGUCGAGCGUCUGGUCGCCGAAUACAACCCCGUGCAGACCAGAGAGGUGCCGAUCGAACUGAAGAUCAUUCUCAAAGAUGAUGUCCCAGUGGCGCAGCGUCCCAGAAGGCUUUCCAUCGUGGAGCAGAACAUUGUGGAGGAACAGGUUAAUGAGUGGAUGCAAAAAGGAAUUAUACAGCCCAGACGGAGCAAGAGGCGCUACUAAGGCUGCAACGGGUGUUGGAGGUUGCUGCGGAGUAUGGACUUGAAAUUAACUGGAAGAAGGCCAAGCUGAUAUGCCGAGAGAUUGAGUACCUAGGCCA